Glossina fuscipes is the source of this 1014-nucleotide messenger RNA. RefSeq lists its product as uncharacterized. Bases 1 to 1014 code for a protein of 337 amino acids. NCBI's taxonomy places the organism in Eukaryota, Metazoa, Arthropoda, Insecta, Diptera, Glossinidae. The record is from RefSeq and is a predicted model, not a curated record. The transcript is spliced from 2 exons.
AUGACCUACGAGCAGUGCGCGCUGCUAAGGGACCAGACGAGGGCCGAUCCGAGUGGCAAGGCCGACAAGGUCGAUCAAGCCGCUCAAACGACCCCUCCUCGUAAUUUAGGAGGGGUGAGCAAAAAAGACGCCCCAGAGUCCGAACCGAAGAUAAGCGCUUCAAAGAGAAGACAGCCCGGCGACAUAGACGCACCAACUACCAAGCGUCGUAACGUGGCCAGUGGGCCCAAGAGGAUCGCGCAGAAGCCCACCGACCAGAGUACGCGGGCUACAGGCGAGGGCUGGCAACAAAGGGAAACCAUCGUUAUAGCUGCGACCGGCAAGCUCUCCUAUGCUGAAAUGCUGCGUAAAGUCAAAGGCGAGCCCAAACUGAAGCAGCUAAAUGAAGUGGUCCACAAAAUCAAGAGGACACAGAAAGGCGACCUACUGCUGCAACUGGACAAAAACGGAAAGAAAACGGAAGAGCUGAAGAAUGCAGUGAGCUCCCUGCUAGGGGACCAGGCGCUAGUAAGAAGCCUGAAGCAACGCGGUACAGUCGAAUGCAGGGAUGUCGACGAAAUCACCUCAAAGAGGGACAUUUGCGAGGCCAUAAAGAGCCAAUAUGGGCUGGCAAAGGCAGAGAUAGUUGGCCUGAGAAAGGCCUACGGCGGUACGCAAACGGCAACAAUCAGCCUGUCGCAAGAGGAAGCCAACAAGCUGCUAGCUGGUGGCAAAUUAAGAGUAGGCUGGGUGGUGUGCCGACUAAGGGAGCACAGAGCACUGGUGAAGUGUUACCGCUGCUUGGAAUUCGGACAAAUUGCCAAGCAAUGUAAAGCAAUAUGCGACCGCUCAAAGGUCUGCCGACGAUGCGUAGAGGAUUGGCGCAUCGCAAAAGUGUGCUCCAAAGAUCCCCUGUGCUUUUCUUGUAAAGGCGUACCAAAUGCUGACGCUAAACACAUAGCGGGGAGCAGUAAGUGCCCGUUAUUCAAACGAGCUUUAGCUGCUAAGGACGCAAAUGAGAAUCAUGCAAAUUAA